ACCUUGACGAUGCAGUUACCCAUACGACCUCUACAAGGUGGUUCUCCGGUCACUCCACUGCACCAAUCGCCUACCCUGACGACAUUGCCGAUUGAUGUCAAGCAUGAGAUCUUCUCCUACCUCCUACUUGGAAAGAAUGUGAAAUACUCAACCGGCGGUCAUGCUCCAGGACACAGCUACACGUUCCACGUGAGCAUCAUGCGCACCAACAAGCAGUUUUACGAGGAGACUUAUGACUAUCUGCGCUCAAACAACGAAUUUGCUCUGAUUCACCUGAAAUAUCCACGCCUUCUCAGUGGCUUUGCCCCUUACAUUGCUGUUGAUAAGAAAGUCAAGAACUUCCGAAACCCUGCUAUCGAGAUUACUGUCGAGGACCUAGAACCGAAAGCCCAGUGGCCUGACCACAACCCUCUGUUCCAUCGCCCGUCGGAUAGGCUUUAUGUACAACGCGUACUCUUCCUGGUUCAAGACCUACCACACUAUGCCCGUCAGAUACAGCUGGAGAUUCACGUCUGGCCCUCUUCUCAGAUCUACGUCCAUCCACCUCGCGAAUCGCGCCCGCUUCAGUACACCCCGAUCGUCAUCAAGAACGAUCGCAAGAUUACCUGGAAGGUCAACCCUAGCCAUCGUACAGAUCUCACACUUGAAGAGCGUCGAGCACGACAGGAAAGAUUGAUUACCCCGAUGACUAAUGUUUUUGGUCACGGGCAAGCAAUUCGCUUCCCUGGCGUUGAUACCGACAUCGCCGCUCGUGCCAUACAAUCCAUGACACCUCGUUUGGUCUCGGUUGAUGCGGUUGGAUGGAACCUCUUCGAGAACAUGCAAGCACAGAAACGCCGCUUGGACGAAUGUCUGAUCAACGGCUUCGGUGGGCCACAUGAUCUACUCCAAGCAUACGUCUUGACAGCUCAGCUGGUGCACGAUGCGCGUUCAUGGUCCCAAUACGCUCAUCAUUACAACACUGCGCUUCUAUUCAACACUCCCUACAGUCCGACUUCUCCGGCCAAGCAGCCUUUGGCACUGAUGUCGUUCAAACCCCAAGCUCUGCGCGACACUUCAAGUGACGUUUGGCUGCAUGGCGUCGCAACCAUCGGCGUGGAGUGCCUUCUCAAUGCUAUGGGUCUGGCUCUCGACACUGGUAACUUGGUUCCUCUACUCGGUCCAGACAUUGCCAGAGCUCUCUGGUCAAUGGCCAACAAGCCUUGUUCCUCUGAGCCCAUACGACAAGAGCUCUUGGAUACUGUGCAUCACUACAAAGCUUGGUCUAAAGUGUUCUCGGAUGCCAUGGAGCGUGUUCUGGACGACAACCACUUGCGAAUGGCCAUCUUUGAUCUAGAGCACGGUGUCUCUGAUGACAGAGAUAACGAAUGUGUACUUGACGAUAUCAAGUGCUUGAAAGAAAUCAUAAGGAACUUCGCACCUGGACUCAAGCGACGUGAACGCAAGUUCACCGAGCCUCUCAACGUUGUGCGCCCCAAAGACCUCCAUGGUUGGACAUCCGACGCUAUUGACAGUUUGACACCUGAAGUUAGGCAGAGUAUCAUCGAACACUCUGAUGCCGCGAUCAAAAGCAAGACGCCUGUUCCUGCUGUGAAAACCCGUUCGGAGGGACAUGUGAUGCUGGGAGUCAUUGACGGUACACCCAAAACUGGUUAG
This is a messenger RNA of Aureobasidium musti, 1656 nucleotides long. The record is from the annotation of a GenBank genome assembly. Lineage: Eukaryota; Fungi; Ascomycota; Dothideomycetes; Dothideales; Saccotheciaceae.